This is a messenger RNA of Emiliania huxleyi CCMP1516, 790 nucleotides long. RefSeq names its product vacuolar H+-ATPase V0 sector, subunits c/c (gene ATPVc/c). The transcript has 6 exons. Gene Ontology annotation, cellular component: proton-transporting V-type ATPase, V0 domain. The record is from RefSeq and is a predicted model, not a curated record. Gene Ontology annotation, biological process: proton transmembrane transport. NCBI's taxonomy places the organism in Eukaryota, Haptophyta, Isochrysidales, Noelaerhabdaceae. The coding region runs from base 42 to 554 and encodes 170 amino acids. Gene Ontology annotation, molecular function: proton-transporting ATPase activity, rotational mechanism.
AGCCUGCUCUGUAAGCGCUGACCCUCCCGCAUCGCUGCAAAAUGCCCGGCACCAUCGACGCGCUCUGCCCAGCGACCGCGCCCUUCUUUGGCUUCAUGGGCGCCGCCGUGGCGCUCAUCUUUGCGAACCUGGGCGCCGCGUACGGCACUGCAAAGUCUGGCGUUGGGGUGUCGUCGAUGGGCGUGAUGAAGCCGGACCUGAUCAUGAAGUCCAUCAUCCCCGUGGUCAUGGCGGGCGUGCUCGGCAUCUACGGCCUCAUCAUCGCAGUCAUCAUUGCCAACGGAGUCAUGCCGCCGACGAGCGAGGGUACGACAAAGUACUCCUCCUUCACCGGCUUCGCGCACCUCGCGGCGGGCCUUGCGUGCGGGCUAAGCGGCCUCGCCGCGGGCAUCGCGAUUGGCAUCGUCGGCGACGCGGGCGUACGCGCCAACGCGCAGCAGGCCAAGCUCUACGUCGGCAUGGUGCUGAUUCUCAUCUUCGCAGAGGCGCUCGGUCUCUAUGGCCUCAUCGUCGGCCUCAUCCUGACCUCCAAGUCCCACGUGUGCGGCGACUGAGCUCCGCGUCGACGCUCCGCCCCCUCCCCGAGAGGGGGGGGAGAGGCGCGGCAUCACACGAAGCCUGGGAGGCACGCUCCCGAGAGUGGCCUUACGUCUGUAGCGGGCUCGAGUGGGGUAGAUUGGGUCGCGCCCCAUGCGCGCUCGCGGUUUGCGGGUUGGGUGUUGCGCCGCACGAUCGUGUCUGCUGUCUCGUCUUGUCACGAUUUCCUUUUCACCCAUUUGUGGUAUAUUCC